AUGGGUGACGACAAGGCGGAGCUGCUAGACGAUGAUUCUGUGGGACAAAUUUUCUAUCAGGUGUGGGAUCGAUACAUGGAUUUCUGCGACAUGUUGUGGGACGCGCGUGCAGACAAGGACGACGACCCUAUUGUUCAAGAAACGACUGUAGUCUCCCGUGCUGUGAGCUAUCUCCCUGUUGAAUCCAUCACCGCCGAAGCCCUUGUGCAACCUCCUGCUGCCCCUCUCCUUGGACGGCCCGAGGACCCUGUCUGGCCGAAGCCCAUGCCUCCUCCUCCACCUCUCUCUCUCUCGCGUUCUGUUGUGUCGAAUUCUGAGGGGACCCAUCAGCGCAGGUCCAAGACUUCGCGCGGAGCUCGCAAGACACCCUAUCCUCCUGGACCCUUGACGCCAUUUCGUUCAUCUGGUUGGGCUCAGACUGUCGCAGGCUCAACGGCACCCUCCUCAUCUGCUUCAUCCGCCAGAUCUGUGAGCGACAACCCUCCGGACACCUCUCGCCAUUCCGCGGGCUCCUCACGUUCGCCAUGGGACGACUUUGCGACGUCUUCGUCGGGUUUCUCUGCCGCGCGCUCUCGCUCGUGA
Molecule: messenger RNA, 582 nt
Organism: Dichomitus squalens LYAD-421 SS1
Lineage: Eukaryota; Fungi; Basidiomycota; Agaricomycetes; Polyporales; Polyporaceae
Exons: 2
Coding region: 1-582 (193 amino acids)
Source: RefSeq, a predicted model, not a curated record